This is a messenger RNA of Echinostoma caproni, 444 nucleotides long. The record is from the annotation of a GenBank genome assembly. NCBI's taxonomy places the organism in Eukaryota, Metazoa, Platyhelminthes, Trematoda, Plagiorchiida, Echinostomatidae.
AAAUCUGCAUUGGAUCGAAUGAGCAUGGAAAUGUCUCGUGAUCUUAUGAGGCGUGGAGCUAACGUUGUUGUGGUCAGUCUUUUGCCUGGUCUGGUUCACACGGAAUCUGUGGUUUCGGUUCUUAAUUCCGGUCGUGCUCCGUCCAUGCUCACGGACGCCGUGAAUGCAUUACUUGGAGUUUCCGUGGAGGUUCCCGGACUUGUGGUGGCCACUAUGGUGGGUCAGCCUCAACAUGUGUUGCUCAAGCAGUCAGGACGAACGUUAUUUCUGUCCGAUUUGGCUCGUCGAUUCGGCGUGAAAGACUGUAAUAAGAAAUAUCCCACUGAUCCGCGUUCCGUCAAAACUUUGCUCAAACUGGCUGGCUGGAGACGUGUGGCUUUCUUUGUGCCCUCUUUUGUCAAAGUUCCCUGCUGGGUGUUGUCAAUCGUGACCUCAAAAUUCUAA